Messenger RNA from Tarenaya hassleriana, 1423 nucleotides. Its product is annotated as GDSL esterase/lipase At1g29670-like. The transcript has 5 exons. Gene Ontology annotation, molecular function: hydrolase activity, acting on ester bonds. Lineage: Eukaryota; Viridiplantae; Streptophyta; Magnoliopsida; Brassicales; Cleomaceae. The record is from RefSeq and is a predicted model, not a curated record. The coding region runs from base 111 to 1208 and encodes 365 amino acids.
UUUCUUCACAUCCAUCCCUUCUGCGCUUCCCAUUCCUAUGAAACCCUAAUCACUUCAACAUAAACCCUUAUAUUCUCUCUCUCUCUCUCUAGGGUUUUGUUUUUGUGAAAAUGGAGGGUUACAUGAGGAAAUGGUAUAUGGUUUUUGUGGGGUUAAUAUUUGGAUUGAUGUUGGGUUUUAGGGUAAAUGGGGCCCCGCAAGUUCCAUGUUACUUCAUCUUUGGCGAUUCUUUAGUCGACAAUGGAAACAACAAUCGUCUCGUUUCUCUCGCGAGAGCAAAUUAUUUCCCCUACGGUAUUGAUUUUCCCGGCGGCCCGACCGGCCGAUUCUCCAACGGGAAAACCACCGUCGAUGUUAUCGCUCAACUACUUGGAUUUGAUGGCUACAUCCCUCCGUACAGUGCCGCGAGUGGCCGGCAGAUACUUUCCGGCGUCAACUACGCUUCCGCUGCUGCCGGAAUCCGAGAAGAAACCGGCCGACAAUUGGGACAAAGGAUUAGCUUUAGUGGGCAAGUCCGAAAUUACCAGAACACGGUGUCGCAAGUGGUGAAUCUUCUCGGCGACGAGAAUACGGCGGCCGACUAUCUAAGGAGGUGCAUUUACUCGGUCGGAUUAGGGAGUAAUGAUUAUCUUAACAACUACUUCAUGCCCACGUUCUACUCCUCGAGCCGACAGUUCACUCCCGAGCAGUUCGCCGAUGAUCUUAUCAAUCGGUACAGCCAACAGCUCAACGCUCUGUACAAUUACGGGGCGAGGAAAUUCGCGUUGAUAGGGGUCGGAGCCAUCGGCUGCAGCCCGAACAAGCUGGCGAACAGCCGCGACGGAAGGACGUGCGACGAGAGAAUAAACUCGGCCAACCAGAUAUUCAACAACAAGCUCCGAUCCCUCGUGGACCGCCUCAACAACAACCUCCCCGACGCCAAAUUCAUUUACAUCAACGCUUACGGCAUUUUCCAAGACUUGGUUAACAACCCCUCUGCCUACGGGUUUCGGGUAACGAACGCGGGAUGCUGCGGUGUCGGGAGGAAUGGCGGUCAGAUCACAUGUCUACCGGGACAGAGACCUUGCCAGAGCCGGAACGCAUACGUCUUCUGGGACGCGUUCCACCCGACCGAGGCCGCGAACACGAUCAUAGGCCAACGAUCGUACCGUGCUCGAUCAUCUUCCGACGCUUAUCCCUUCGAUAUCUCAAGGUUGGCUCAACUUUGAACGCAUACAUAAGAACAAUGCGUGUGUGUGUUUCACACAAGUUGAGCUCAUGAAGAUUAAUUACUAUCACCAAAUGUUUCCGUAUCUAUUAAUCCGAGAAUGUCCUAAAUUGUGUAUUCCGAUUGUAUUGCGGUUAAUUUGCAUAACCGGUACGCUAUCUAUUAUAAUUUCGGUUUUUCGGAAUUACCAAAUAAAUUGAAAAUGAUGUUACACAA